AUGACCACCACCGCCGAAGAGCCAAAGCAGACCUACCGCGGCAACUGCCACUGCAAGACCUUCGUCUACGAGGUCCAGCUCCCAGAGAUCAAGUCCGCCAGCGCCUGCAAUUGCAGCCUCUGCUCCAGAAAGGGUACCCUCUGGGUCAUUCCCCAGCGCGACGACCUACGCUUCGUCAAAGGCGCCGAGGAUGACCUCUCGACGUACAACUUUGGUCCUGGCCAGAUUACGCACAAGUUUUGCGGAAACUGUGCUACGCCCAUCCUGGCGGAUUCCCCCAACGGAAUCGUCCUAAACGUGCGCUCGAUCCAAGACCUCGAUAUUUGGGGACUGGAGAAGAAGACUUACGACGGCGCGUCUUACGGCGCCAACUACGAGCCUCACACCCACAACGGUCCCAGGCCGACGGCCGAGGUCGAGGGGGGCAAAGUUUACACCGGCAGCUGCCACUGCGGCGCUCUGACGGUGGCUGUCGUCAGCAAGCCCAUUGACGAGACGUACGAAAACGAAGUCAUCGAGUGCAACUGCAGCAUCUGCGAAAGGAAUGGAUACGUCUGGGUGUACCCCAAUAGCGACCAAGUCGUGCUGACGGGAGACGACGACAAGAUUGGCCGCUACAUCUUUGGACACCACAUUCUCGCAAAGACGUUUUGCAAGAACUGCGGCGUCCCGAUCACCAACCAGUUCAACCCGCUGAGCGAGGAGGAGCAGAGUAAUCUGGUGGAGCUGGCGCAGUACUGGUACGAGAAGUCGAAGACGAGGCAUCCCGUCAACGCGCGGGUUCUCGACGGGGUGGAUGUGAAGAGUCUGAAGAUUAUCCAGAUCGAUGGCAAGGGUGAGCAUCAGCCUGGAUACGUGAACCCCUGA
This is a messenger RNA of Colletotrichum abscissum, 867 nucleotides long. RefSeq names its product glutathione-dependent formaldehyde-activating enzyme. Gene Ontology annotation, molecular function: carbon-sulfur lyase activity. Lineage: Eukaryota; Fungi; Ascomycota; Sordariomycetes; Glomerellales; Glomerellaceae. The record is from RefSeq and is a predicted model, not a curated record. The coding region runs from base 1 to 867 and encodes 288 amino acids. The transcript has 5 exons.